This is a messenger RNA of Funneliformis caledonium, 8328 nucleotides long. NCBI's taxonomy places the organism in Eukaryota, Fungi, Glomeromycota, Glomeromycetes, Glomerales, Glomeraceae. The record is from the annotation of a GenBank genome assembly.
AUGCAAGAUAUUGAUAUUGGAACGGAUUUUAGUCCUUAUGAACCUUAUACUCAUCGUUUACGUAAAAUUCUUGAGGAAGAAUAUCCUGAUGGUUCACAAGUUAUUCGUGAAAUUCUUCAGAAUUCUGAUGAUGCCGGGAGCACUGAGCAAACCUUCAUUUUGGAUCAUAAUACUUAUCCAUCGAACAGCUUGUUUAAAGCUACCUUUAAAAAUUAUCAACGACCAAAUUUGAAACUUGAUAGACAUCAAGGUCCAGCAUUGUUGGCAAAAAAUACCACUACCUUUGGAGAUAGGGAUUUUCAAUCUUUGUUGAAAUUGGCCGAUAGUGAAAAACGCGAUCAAUAUGAUAAAAUUGGAGUGAUGGGUGUCGGUUUCAAUUCAAUUUAUCAUAUUACUGAUUCCCCUUCUUUCAUCACUGGUGAUAAAUACAUUAUUCUUGAUCCACAUAAAUGGUGUUUUAAUGGUGGCAUCAAAUUCGAAUUUAUCGCAAAUAAAUUGUCAGACAAAUAUCCUGAUCAAUUUGCCCCUUUUAAUAUCCCAUGUGAUAAACCAUUUGACGGCACCAUAUUUCGUUAUCCUCUCCGUACUAAAGAGGAUUCUGCGGAUUCGGAAAUUUCUGACAAAAUUUAUCAACCUGAAGAAAUCUUGGAUAUGUUUCAUAAAUUUUACGAACAUGAAAGCAUUAAUUGCUUACUAUUUUUAAAAUAUAUUGAACGUAUUUCUUUUUACGAAUUAAAAAAGGGCGCCUCUGAACUUGAAUUGCUAUAUACCAUUCAACUGGAAAAUGCUGACAAGAUUCGAAAACAACGUUGUCUGAUUGCGGAAAAGAUUGGACCAAUGAUGGACGAAUUAAGAUUGGGUAAACUUAAAGGCAAAAAUCAAUUAGUUGCAUCUUACGUUGCAUCAUUCUGCCGUCAAAAAAAAACUGAUCCUAAAAAGCAUAGUUCAUGGGAUCACAAGUUUAUCCCUAACGUUGGCUUAGCCAUUCCUUUUAACGAUUUAAAAGAUGAGGGAAAAUUAUUUUGCUUUUUACCCCUUCCCAUCCCUAUGCCCUUUCCUGUUUCCGUUCAUGGAUAUUUCGCGGUUAAUACUAGUCGACGUUCUUUAUGGUCGGUUGCGGAGAAUGAAGAUUUGGCGGUUGGUGCAUUAGCAAGCACGAAAGUGUCAUGGAAUCAAUAUUUAUUUGAAAAGGUAUUACCCAAAGCUUGGGUAAAAUUUCUUUGCGAGAUUUUUCUUAACGUUCCUAAUAUUCAGUCUGAAGAUAUAUCUAAAUUCUGGCCAAUAAUUAAAAGAGGCACAUCAAGUGUCACGUAUACUUUUUGCAAGGAUCUAUUGCAAAAUGUCAUAGAAAAUCUUGGUGUUGAGGAUCAUGUGUUCAAAGGACCUCCUUCCAUUGGAACAUUACCUGAAGUUUUAGCAAAUUCAUAUGAUGCUUCCUCAUUCAAAGGAUCCCAAUUUUAUUGGUUAUCAAUUUCUAAUGGAUAUUUGGAAGAUGAGAAAUCAUAUAAUUCUUUGAUUGAAAUAAUUAGAAAUAUUGGAUUCCCUGUUAUGUCAGCAUCUCCUCUCAUAAUUGAAGCCUUGAAAAAUUCUAAGCAUAAAUACUCGCUUAAAUUUUUUUCUCCCACCAUUAUUCGUAAUUAUUUAAAACAUAAUCGUGAUAGAUGGCAAGAUAAGUUGUCAAGAAGUGACGUUUUACUAUUAUUUGAGUAUGUAUUAAAGGACAAAAAUUUUGAAGAUUUGGAAGGUUUUAAAAUGAUUCCGCUUGCGGAUGGUACGUUUGGUACUUUGCAAUUCGACGAUUCUUGUGUAUAUAUUGUUCCCAAUAGAGACCAUGAGGAUGAUGAACUUAACCUUUUCGAAAAUCAAUUGAACAAAUUUAUUGAUAAAUCGAUUGGUUACGAAUUGUAUAUGAGUUUGUACAGGUAUGCAGAGGCUGGAUGGAAACUCAAUAUUAAGGUCUUGGAUGAAAACGUCGUUGCCAAUAUGAUUAAAACAUCGUUGAAUUUUGCAGAAAAUGCAAAUUCUGAAGAGAUACCAAUGUCAAAUCAUCGUGAAUGGAUUUAUAAAUUAUGGAAUAGCCUGAGAAAUAGAAAUUGGGAUUUGAGAAGAUUUGAGAACGUUCAUUUGAUUCCAACAAGUCGCUCUUUUCUCAGAAAGUUGUGUACUCCUAAAAAAAUUUUUUCCGCUCGAACGACUUUAACUUUUAAUUUUGAAAAGUUUGGUACCGUUUUCAUUGAAGAUGAAUUUGAAGAAAUUGCCGAAUGGAAUAAGUUAUCUCCAUAUAUUAUGAAGCCUAACAAUAUUAUAUCGGUUCUAAAUUCUCUCAAAGUCGAUAAUUCAUUUCCAGAAAAUGUAAAUCACGCGUUACACGUUGACGAUGUAUCGGCGCUCGUUGAAUAUUUAUCAAAUAAUUUACGAUUUGUUAAUAAGAAGGACCUGGUGCAGAAUCUUGUUAAAGUUAUUAAGCAUCUUCCGAUUUUUACCAAAGUUGAUCAUACUUCACCAGUUCCGUUGUCGCCUGGAAAUACCAAUUGGUAUCUUCUUCCUCGUAACGAAGAAAAUUCAUAUGGUAAAAUUAUCUGUCCAAGCAAUAAAGGAGAAUUUCUUAGUACAAGUUCACAAAAUUUACGUUAUAUACUGGAAGAUAUUAUUAAGAUUCCACGAUUAACUUCACAGAUUUAUUGGCAAAAAUAUGUAAUACCGUAUCUCGGGUCACAACCGCGAGAAGUCUUAGACACAGUAAUCGAUAUUCUUUUUGAUAUGUUACCAUCCUUACAUGAUGAUGCAAAUUUAAAAGUUGCUCUUAGAAAAACUUCUUUUGUACCUGUUGGUACACAUCAAAUGUCGCAGCAUCAACAAUUGCCUGCUAUAAUAGAGUUAGAAAAACCAACAGGAUUAUUUGAUCCAGAAGUAAAGGCUGUGGCUUAUCUGUUUUUUGAAGACGAACGAGUCUUUCCUGCUGGCAAAUAUUCGUUUUCUAAAAAGUUCCUAACGGGUUUGAGAUUAUUAGGAUUGAAAACAUCCCUUUCUUCAAAUGAUGUGAUUAAUCGAAUUGAUGCUAUCGUGGAACGAAAAAAAUCUAACGUUCAAGAUGAUUUAAUUUAUUACAAUGCACUUAGACUUUUCGAAUAUAUUGACAAUAAUUGGGAUCAGUUAAAUAACUCAUUAUUGAAUACAAUUUUAAAACAAGAAUGGAUCCCUACGGUUGAUAAAUACGGAAAGAAAUUCUUCUCGAAACCUCAGGAUUGUUAUUGUCAAAAGGAUAAAGAUUUAGUUUGUUUAUUUGCUCCAAUACUUGAAUCUGAGGUUAAGAACAACAAAUUUUUAAAAGAUUUGAAAUGGAACACAUAUCCCGAUUUUGAAAAGGUUAUAAAACAGUAUGAAUUAUGUUACGAUGGGGUAUCAAAAAUGCAACCACCAAAGAAUUUGGAAAAGAUUUGUUACGCGAUUUACAAAUAUAUGAAUGAAAUUUGUCAAGCAAAUAAUAAGAAUUCAAAGGAAGAUUUCAAUAAGAUGAAGAUGUUUUUGGAAAACAAACCGUGGAUUUUGUAUAGAAAGACAUUUUAUUCGGUUGAUCAAGUUGUCUUUCGUCUUCAAAAAGAAUUUCAAGUUGAAAAUUUCUUAAUCGUUGAACUUCCAAUAGGAUAUACAAGUGAAUUCAUGCCUUUGUUUAAAACUAUGGGAGUUCGAGAAGAGGUCGGAAUCAAGGACUUGAUAUUGAUUAUUAAGAAUAUGAGUAUAGAAAAUAUAAACAGGAAAUUAUCAGAAGACGAUAUCUUUCAAAUAUUACAAAUACUUGAACAAAUUUCCAAAAUACAGAGAGGUGCUAGGAGAGGAGGAAAUAAUCCGGAAAACUUGAAUGGAUUAUUAAUUCCAAGUAACAAUAAUGAACUUGUGAACUUGCAUGAAAUUUAUUUUAAUGAAAUGGGAGAUAGAAUUGACGAAAAAAAGAAGAGUGAAUAUAUAAUUACUCAUGACCUUAUAACCCAGGACGUCGCUAAAGAAUUGGAAAUUCAACAUUUAGCAGGAAAAAUCUAUGGUAUAAAUUACGAAGAUAUUAAUUGGGAGCCAUAUGAACAAGGUGAAAAAUUAACUACCAGAAUAAAAAACAUCAUUAAGGAUUAUCAAUUAAGUCGAUUGUUUGCAGAAUUUCUUCAAAAUGCAGAUGAUGCUAAAGCCACACGGUUUUCAGUAAUAGUAGACGAAAGACCAAAGUUUCAACACGAAGCUUCUAAAAAAUCUUUAUUAUCAGACGAAAUGGAUGGUUGGCAAGGUCCUGCAAUAUGGAUAUAUAACGAUGCUGUGUUUUCCGAGGAUGACUUUCAGGCUUUGAUUAAACUUGGAGUUGGAGGAAAAUCUCAAGAUAACACUAAAAUUGGAAGGUUUGGGUUGGGAUUCAAUUGUGCUUUCCAUAUUACAGAUUUACCAAGCCUUGUUAGUGGAAAGCAUAUUGUAUUCCUAGAUCCACAUGCAAAAUUUCUUCCAUCAAUAGGGUACCCUCCCAUAAAACGAAAGGGCUUUCGAAUUAACUUUAUUGAAAAGCUAUUUAAGAGGAGCUUUCCAGAUCAAUGUUAUCCUUACGAGGCGAUAGAGGGUUGCGAUUUCUCAAAAGAAUUCAAAGGAACAUUAUUCAGACUUCCACUUAGAACGGAAAAAAGUGAAAUUUCGAAUCGUAUUAUAGAAAUAAAAGAAAUUUUGCAAUUAUUUGAUAGUGUCCAGGGUAAUAAAGAGAUGAUUUUUUUAAGGAAUAUAGAAUCAUUUAAUCUAUAUAGUAUGAAAGAACAAGAACAAGCUCCUCAACUAAUAUGGCAAGCGCAAAUUAAGAUAAGUAAUAAUCAUCGCGAGAUUCGUAAAAGCGUAACUGAUGAAUUUCAGAUAUAUCAGAUUACGUUAGAUAUUAAGAAAUUUGAUGAAACAGAAAACGAGAAUGUUUUGGAAAUAUGGGCAAUUUGUACAGGAGGACAUGAAAAAAUCAAUUCAGAAUUUGAAAAUUUCUCGAACGAAAAUCAGCUCAAGCCGAGAGGUGGGGUUGCUUUAUUGCUCGCUAGGUCUAAUGAAAAAUCUUGGAAAGAACUAUAUUCUGAAUUGUUUCCAAAUCCUCCCAAUCUCGAAGGCGAAAUCUUUUCAUACUUAUCUCUAUCAAUAGUUACCAAUUUGGGUGUCCAUUUAAAUGGAAAUUUUUCUUUAUCUAGUUCAAGAAGUAAUGUUCUACAGUCCGAGAAAGAUUUCUUGCAAGCUGAUUGUAUUGACGCGAAAUGGAAUCAAUAUAUCCUAAAUGAAGUUUUGCCUGAUUUGCAUGCUAACCUAAUAGGACGUAUUGUGGAGCUUGAGGAAGCUAGACGCAAGAAAUUUAUUACAGAUUUCACGCCAAACACUUUAAAACAUUAUUGGCCAAUUAAGAACAAAUUAACUAUGGGAUUUUAUAAAGAUUACGGAUUAAAAGUUAUUAUAAAGUUAUGUCUUGGUGAGCAUAGAAUUUUCUGGACUGAAGCUGAUGGCGGGAAAUUUGUUUCAUUACAAACAGUUAAAAUUUUUGAGGGAAAAGAACCAAAAAUUGUGGAUGUAUUGACCAAGAUAGGAGUACCAGCAGUGAAACUUGAAGAUGACAAGCUUGAUCUGCUUAAGUCUGCUAGAUCUAAUAAUCUUUUAAAUUACUCACAUGUCAGUGGACAAUUGGUUUGCGUGGAAUUACAAAAGAAAUUUUUACUCUCAAACUCUGAGAAUGCGAACGAUAUUUUUCAGGAUCACGAUUUAUUAUUCAAAUUUCUCGAGUUUAUUUUUAUUCAGGAUAAAUGUUUUGACAAUCUUGACGGAUUGCCAUUAAUUCCGUUGAGUGAUGGUUCUAUUGGAAAAUUUGGUGAAGUUUAUUACAUUGGUAAACCAAAAGUUCAAAAUUUGUUCCCGAAAGUUGGUCCAUCAAGAUUCGUCUCGGAUAAAUUACCAAAAGAACUCGUGAAUAUUAUUAGAUCGAAUCAUUUUCCCAUAUUUAAACAAAUUAAAGAGGUUGACGCCAAUGCCGUUUUGGAUCUUUUGUCGUUAAUGUAUCUAAAUCAAGAGGAUGAAUGGGAUUGGAAUCCUGAUUCCAAUGAAAUACCAAAUGGGACAUGGCUCGGUGAAAUCUGGUUAAAAUUUAAUUCAGCCAAAUAUAUCGACUUUGAAAAGCUUUCGAAAUUUCCCCUUUUACCAAUUAUAAAACCUUACCAAAAGCUCGUUCGACCUGACAGCGAAAACCCACCUUUAUAUAUACCUGAAAAUGGACAUAUUUUAUAUCACGUAUUAGUUAAGCUCAAAUUACGGUUCACUGAUAUGAAUAUUGUUCAUAAAGACCUCUAUAGAUGUGUAUUGCAAUGCACUCCAAUAAAUAUUAUUAAUUCCUUGGGAAUGACGCGCGUUAAACUUAAUUUAACCAUGGACGAAUUAUUCGAAGGUGGUAAUCUUUCACUGAAAGAAUAUAAAAGAUUUAGAACAUUUAUCAACAUGAAUCUUGAAGAGUUAUUAAAAUAUGGCGAAAAACAAAAAAAAUUUAUGAAAAUUCUUCGUUCUUUGCCAAUAUGGCCAGUACAUUCUUGCGACAAGUUUAUCAGUGCCAAAUCAGGAAUUCUCAUUCCCUAUAAUCUUCCAGUCUUUACUUUUCAACAAGAUAUUGAUUUCUACGAGUGUGAUGAACUUGAUUAUAAUACGCUCUUUAACUUAAAUGACGAACCCAUGAGUGAUUUAGAGUAUAUUAAAUUUAUUUUCGAACACGAACAUUUCCAAUAUUACAUGAAACCAGUUCCCCAAGUAUAUAUAAAUUUCUUGCAGAAUAUUUUAUUCUCUGGGAAUCGUGAAAUUGAGAAAUAUUUUAAAACAAGACCAAUAAUCCCUAAUAAUUCACUCAAUGCUUUGGUGAAGGCUAGUGAUUUAUAUGAUAGAUCAGUUCCUUUGUUCAACAAAGUUUUCGAAGAUACUGAAAAACUUAUACCAACAGAAUUACAUGACAUCGUUUUUCUUGAAGCUCUUGGAAGAAUUGGCCUUAAGCGUCAUGUGAAUGAUAAUACUUUCAUUGAAUGCGUACAAGAGAUUGAAUCACAAAUCCGACGAGGUAAAUCUUUGAUUAUAGUUAAAGAUCGAGCAACGUAUGUAGUAGAGUAUUUAUAUAUGCACUUUGAGAAACUAAGUUUCCCAAAAGUUCAAUGGGAAAAAAUUAAAAAUAUUAAAUUCAUCCCAUCAGAAAAUCUUCAAAAUUCAUUUUAUGAGGAGGCGAAAGAAACUUUGGGAUUUGAAAGUUUUGCGGUACUUUGCUCACAGAGAUAUAAGGAAGUGUGUUGGACACAAAGACCUUUAUUUGAACAAACCGUUGAGCCCACUCAUUUUUUCAAUAAACGUUUUCCAGAAAUUGGACAUCCAUCUAUUGAUGACAUCAUUGAACAUUGGUUCAUCGUUGUGGAUAAUAUACCCAAAUCAAAGUUAUGGAGAUCUCGCGAAAGGUAUAGAGAAGAGGUAAAACGUAUAAUCAAAGAAAUUUAUAAAGUUAUGAAUAUGUAUUCACAAGUUAAAAGAGAAGAAGAGUAUAUCAAAUCGAAAAUUAAUGUUCAUGAGAAGAAGCUAUUCUUGAAUGGGGAAGAUGCAUUUAAUGUAAAAAAUUGGGUAGAAGGAAAGAAACUUGCAUUUAAUUUACAAGACAAUAAUAAAGGGGGAACUCAUGAAAAAGUCGAAGAUUGUUUAAUGCCUUACAGGGAUUUAUUAAGGUGCGCUGGAGCCCUUGAGGAAAAAGUUAUAGACAUACCAAAUGAAAGGUUCAUAAAUGAUCAAAAAGACGUGUUACUUAACGCUUUAUUGGAUGAACUUGUAAGAUAUGAAAAUCAUGAUGUCAUUUUUAUUGUUGGUAAAGAGAGAGAGAGGAUUGGUGCUAGCAGAUAUGUGCUAUCGGCUGCAUCACCACAUUUCAAAAGAAUGUUUUAUGGUUUAGGUCAAUCAGAAACAAUUAAUAAACCAAUCGAAGUUCCAUUAAGUAUUGAGCCAGAUACGAUCAGGGUGCUUCUUCGUUGGCUAUACGGGCAACCUUUUGAAGAAGCAAAAAAGUCGGUUUUAACAGGAUUUUACUCAAAUGAUUUAUCAUUUCUUAUCAAUCUGUUAGAGGCAACUCAUUUGUAUCAAGUUGUUUCACUCAAAGAUAAAGUAGAAGAUACUAUUAUGGGAAGUCGACUUAUUAAUGUCCGUAACGCGUAUAACAUUUUAAAACAUUCAGAUAAACACAAUGCACAAGAAUUAAAGAAAUACUGUAGAAAGUAUAUUCAAGCAAAUAAGGAGCUUGUUAAAGAGCAGAUGAUACGCGACUCAAAAUCUUGA